GGCAGGUAUGUGACGGAGGGGCAGAGCCAGGAUCGCCGCUCGUCUCCUGCGGCCGGACGCAUCGUGUGAAGCGUGCAGAGGAGAACAAUGUGGCCCGCGAGCCUCUCCCCCGCCCCCUGACUCUGCCCUUCCCCGCGCCCGACCAGGAACAGCUGAAAGCCCAGCGGCGCCCGCCCUCCUCCCCCCCGAACAGACGGGGCUCCCGCACCUGGAUCCUGGAUGCCCGGCAGGCGGCAGUGCACCAUGAGCGGCCCCGGGGGAUAGUGCCUGGCAGCAUGAAGGGGACCGGAGCCUUCCUAGCGCUCCCCGCCCUCCAGGCAGCCCCGUCCUCAGCCGGCAGGAUGGCAUCGGGCGGCGGCGAGGAUCUGCAGGAGCUGGAGAGAAUAAUGAAGUCCUCUCUGCAUUUAGAAGAAGAUGACUUUGUACCAGAACUUCCCCGCAGUAUUCACCCCAGGGAGAGGCCGGACUGGGAGGAGACCAUCAGCGCCAUGGCACGAGGGGCUGAUAUUCCAGUUCCUGGAGAGAUUCCCAUUGCCACAGAGCUCCCAAUGAGAUCCUGCAGUCACACCGCAAGCAUGAAAGUCAAGAACGUCAAAAACAGAAUAUCCUUCACCAAGGGGCACUUCCCAAAAUUGGCAGAGUGCGCUCACUUCCACUACGAGAACGUAGACUUCGGCUGUAUUCAGCUCACGUUGACAGAGGAUCAAAGUGACCAAAGCAGAAACGGCUGUGAAUCUAAGGAGCUGGUUUUCCUGGUACAAGUUGCAUGUCAGGGCCGCAGCUGGAUAGUAAAAAGGAGUUAUGAAGAUUUCCGGGUGCUGGACAAACACCUGCAUCUAUGUAUAUAUGACCGCCGUUUCUCUCAGCUCUCAGAGCUGCCCCGGUCCGACUCCGUGAAAGAUAAUCCAGAGCUGGUCACACAGAUGCUGAUGGCUUACUUGUCACGCCUGUCAGCCAUUGCCGGAAAUAAGAUCAAUUGUGGACCAGCCCUGACGUGGAUGGAGAUCGAUAAUAAAGGGAACCACUUGCUUGUGCACGAAGAAUCAUCCAUCAAUGUUCCUGCUAUUGCUGCCGCUCAUGUCAUCAAACGCUACAACGCCCAAGCUGCUGAUGAACUGUCCUUUGAGGUUGGAGACAUUGUAUCUGUUAUUGAUAUGCCACCAAAAGAACUGACCACGUGGUGGAGGGGAAAACAUGGAUUCCAGGUUGGCUUCUUCCCCAGUGAAUGUGUAGAAUUGAUCAAUGACAAGGUUCCCCAGUCAAUGACCAACCCCGUCCCCAAACCAGUGUCCCGGAAACACGGCAAGCUCAUCACAUUCCUCAGGACCUUCAUGAAGUCCAGACCCAGCAAGCAGAAGCUGAAGCAGCGAGGGAUCCUGAGGGAACGUGUAUUCGGCUGCGACCUCGGAGAGCAUCUGCUGAACUCUGGCCAGGAUGUCCCCCAGGUCCUCAGGAGCUGCACAGAGUUUAUAGAGAAACAUGGAAUUGUGGAUGGAAUCUAUCGCCUGUCUGGGAUUGCCUCCAAUAUUCAGAAGUUAAGACAUGAGUUUGACUCUGAGCAGAUCCCAGACCUGACCAAAGAUGUCUACAUCCAGGACAUUCACUGUGUGGGCUCCCUCUGUAAACUCUACUUCCGUGAGCUCCCCAAUCCUCUCCUCACCUACCAGCUGUACGAGAAAUUCUCUGAUGCAGUCUCUGCCGCAACAGAUGAAGAACGACUAGUGAAAAUCCAUGAUGUCAUCCAGCAGCUUCCUCCUCCGCACUACCGGACACUGGAGUUUCUCAUGCGUCACCUCUCCCGACUGGCAACCUAUUGCUCCAUCACCAAUAUGCACACCAAGAACUUGGCCAUCGUCUGGGCACCAAACCUGCUCCGGUAUGGGACCGUUACUUCCCGAUCAAAGCAGAUUGAGUCGGCAUGUUUCAGUGGUACGGCAGCCUUCAUGGAGGUGCGGAUCCAGUCUGUGGUUGUGGAGUUCAUCCUCAAUCAUGUGGAAGUGCUGUUCAGCCCCAAGCUGAGCUCUGUGAUACGAGAAGGAGCAGGCCACACUUCUCUGUCGCGACCAAAGUCUCUCCUUGUGUCUUCACCUUCCACCAAGCUGCUUAGCCUUGAAGAGGCCCAAGCACGAACACAGGCUCAAAUAAACUCCCCAGUUGUGGCGGACAGUAAAUACAUAGAAGUGGGAGAAGGACCAGCUGCUCUGCAGGGCAAGUUUCACACAGUCAUUGAUUUUCCAUCAGAGAGAAAAAGGCCACCCCCCAAGAUGAAGAAGUCUCCCGUGGGCAGCUGGCGCUCCUUCUUCAACCUGGGGAAGUCAUCGUCGUCAUCAUCAUCUUCUUCAAUGUCUAAGAGGAAGCUGACCCGGAACCCAAGUGAACCAUCUGAAAUUAAGUCCAUGGCCUUAGCAGGGGGAAGAGGAGACUCUGGGACUAUGCGUUCGGCUAAAAGCGAAGAGUCCCUAAGUUCCCUGCACACCGCUGAUGUGGAAUCCAAGCUUUUCCGUCCUCGGCGCCCACGCUCUAGUAGUGAUGCUCUUUCGGCCUCAUAUAAUGGGGAUUUACUGGAAAGCUGCAAUCGUUGCAACUCCUAUGAUAAUCUGCCUCAUGACCAAGACAGUGACGUGGAUGAGGGAUUGAUUCAUGUGCCUGCCAUGUUAUCUACGCGAUCUCAUGAAGACGAGGAUCUGAGUCCCCCUGAUAUUGGGGUGGCCAGUUUAGAUUUUGAUCCAAUGUCUUUCCAGUGCAGCCCACCCAAACUAGACUGUGAAGGUCUGGAUAGUCGCAAUACAUUCUUCUUGGACUCCUUACUGAGCAACAGCAAAGAGAGGGUACAAGGUGGACCCCAACCAUCUGUCAGCGGCCACAGCUCUGAGCCCAUGUCUCCUUACCAGGAGCAGAUCGCCAGUCUCUUCCGAACAUCUGACCGUAGUCCCAGCACUGAGAAGAUUCAAAAAUCCACAUCCUUUGCCGAAAAGGUGGUGCAAGCCUUCUCGCCAAAAGUGGGCCGCAAAGCAGUCAGAUCUCCACCACUAAGCAUCUCUGAACCAGUCACUGUCUCGUUGCCUAGUCGGGUGUCAGAAAUGAUUGAAAACAUGCAGGGAAGUGGUGCAGCCGCCCAGUCUCUUAUGUGGUUCAAGGAAAGUGGCUCUAGAGAACUGGUGACUGUUCCAGCUUUUACAUUCAGAUCUGUGGACAUGGGUCCUGCGCAAUUUUCUAUAUCAACACCCACAGAAUCGCCCAGAACCGUGGAUUCUGUUGUAACGUCUCAGUGGAACAGCCCUGCGCAUGAGACAGAUGACACUGCAGAAACUGGAUCUCCAGGAAUUCCCCAUGCCACGUGCAACACUGAGCUCUCAUUCUCUGAUUGCUGCACCCAGGAGCUCAGCACCAGCCACGUAGCUGGAUCAUCUCAGAUGGAGAACACGGAAUUGUCAGGAGAAGAAAACACACGUGUCCCCAGCUUGCCUACACCCCCAGGGUUAUCUGCUGUGGAGACUCCGUUGGAUCCUGUCCCUGUUACCAGUGUUUCCUUCAUUCCUCCUCCUCCUCCUCCCAAAAAUGCUGCUCGUAUGCUGGCUUUGGCAUUAGCAGAGUCUGCACAACAAGCUUCUAGUCAAAAGAGAACUUACCUUCAGUUCAUGGAGUUACCACUGCCUCCUCCACCAGAAGAGGAGCCCCUGCCAGAUCUCCCACCACAGACGGUGUCCCCUACACUAAUGCCAGGAGCAGAUGUAUCCCCGACAAGUCCAGUCCUCACUGCGGCGGCUACCCCCAGCACAUCAUCCUUCUCCAUCACCACUAUCCAAUACAGUCCAGUGAGGAGUCACAACACUGUACCAAGAGAGAGCCCGUCUGCUGUCACCCCAGGACUUAGCCCCUCAUCCCAGGGCCCAGGAUCCAUUCCAACUGAAGAGAUGACGCCACCUGGGCCAUGUGAAGUCAACUCCAACUACCUUACAGAACUGUGUACUACACUCCCCUCAUCUGACAGACCCAGCCCAAGGCCUCAUUUUCAUCAGCGAUCCGAGUCUUUUCCUUCCCAUCCUACACAUGGUACAGGACCGCCAGCCCCACCAGUUAGAACCAUGGAGAGUCGUCUGGCCACUGCCCUACACUCCAACUAUAACGAUGCAAUCACGGCUAGCAAUUAUCACUCCUUCCUGAGUACUAUCACUCUGCCAUCAUCUCUGGAGGAUGCGCUGCCUAGGCACAAUUAUUCAGCUCACGUAAGAUCUGAGAUCCUGAUGGAGCAGGGUGCCAGCUACAGACAGCCUUAUUCUUCCCAGCCUAAAACCGAGGAGAAGCUUGAAACUGGGGAUGGAUACAGACAUCCAUAUCAAACCUCAACUAAGCCUGAGAACACAGAGCUUACCUACAGAAUCCCAUAUCCUGCUCAGGUAGAACCAGAGAAUCUUAAUGAGACAUUCGAUGCUUUUGUGCAUCCUAAACCAUCUAUAGUCCCCAAGUCUUACAAGGCAGACAGUGCUCCACUGCAUAUGCCAACACAACCAUACAUUUCCCGCUGUGAAACGCCCUCUUCAAAUUCUACACUUUAUGGCACCUACAUGAACCAGACUAAGCAUGCAGGACUACAGCAUUCUCGUGCAAGGAGUCGACCAGAAUUUAUGUCAUCCUUGAGUCCGAGUCUACGUACCUACUCAGAAGAAGCUCCACCAUAUCCAACUAUAAGACGGGUCCAAUCCUUGCAUGUGCCUAUGCAACCUCCACCACCUCCAAUGCGUACAGUUCCUAUUUCUAGAACAGAGGUCCCUCCAGAUGAUGAGCCUGCAUACUGCCCACGCCCUGUCUAUCAAUACAAACCUUGCCCAUCCUUCAAUUCUUCAUCAGAUUAUCAUGUCACUCAACUGCAGCCUUACUUUGAGAAUGGAAGGGUACAAUAUCGAUACAGCCCCUUCUCAGGCAGCACCACAUACUACUCAUCAGAUGGCACCUUCUAUGAUAUGGACCCUUACAGCACAUUGCGUUUGCGUCCGUACCACCUCUAUCCAAGUCGUGACUUUGCAUCUUAUACUACAAGACUGCAGCCCAAGUCCACAUAUCGGUCACAGAUGUUGGCACCAUAUCCAAGAGGAAAUCUGCGCGAGCACAAUUUUAUUAGCAGAGAUGUCCCCCCUGCGUUACCCCCUGAACAUCCUAGGCCUCUUCAUGUCUCCUGGGAUAUGGAGGAUAUGGAUAGGUAUAGAUUACAGUCGCUGAGACGUGAUAACAGAGCCCGUCAAAUAUCUAAAGGACCUGUGAUGUCUCAGUAUGAUAAUGUUACCCCAUCCUUAGUGGAGGAUACAUCAGGACUGGAUGUCCUACACCUGAGAAGUAGGUCUGACCCUGGGAAGACUCCAGGGCUUCUUAGUGUUGCUGAAUCUAAAGACUCCCGCUACCCUGGAAGAGCAGAGACUGAUGAACGCCUAGCACAUACUCUCUCAUCAUAUGGAAAUGGGUCCCAGGAUAAACCAUCCCUACCCCACAAAAAAAGUGGAGGGAGUAGGAAUCGCAUACAUCACGACUUUACCUCUGAGCAUAAGACUCUCCCACAGCAGGAUGCUGGACAUAGACCAUCAACGGAUGGACGAAAUGGUCCACCAUUUCCACCUGCUGACUACAGCUCUAAAACAUUGCCACUGCCUUCUGAACCUACAUAUCAGUCCUCAAACAGUAAAUACAAUGUGAGUCCACAAGAACCAAUAAGGAUUAACCACAAGGAAAUGAGACCGUCAGAGGACAAGGAGCGGUCACUUGCCAGACCAACUGACAGCUCACACCGAGACUGUUACAGAGAGGACUCCGCUCAGUUUGCUACCGCUCCACCCAAACCAGAGAGGAGCCACAGCCUCAGAGGCCACAACUCAGAGACUUUGGAGAGAGACCCUGCCAUCUUCUAUCCCUACCAAACACUCCAUGGAAAGCUGCACAGCUCCAUAAGUGCACUAUCACAGUAUGAUAAUGUGGCAGAUUACCAUUCCAUUCCCCACCACCGAUCAACAAGUCAAUCUAACCCAAAUGCCUUCCCCCUACCACAUGGCCGGACCUAUGCGACUGCACUGGGCCAAGGAGCUUUCCUAGCUGCAGAGUUGUCCCUGCAAAGGCAAGAGGCAAAAGUCCAUGCAGAGUGAAGGCUGCCAGGGAAUAACGGGAGGGUUAAAUGUGGAAAGAGAACUUCAUUCUUAUUAGGCAGACCCCUGCUGGACAGCGGACUGUUUUAUUUUUUCAAAAGACAGAAAAAACAAAAAAAAACAAAAACAAAUCCUAGUAACAAGACAAUAACUUUGGUACACACAACUAGCAAUACACACACAAGACACUCCUGCACUCCAUUGUUAGAUGACCGUUUUUAUGUUGUAUUCAGUGAUGUCAUAAUCCUGUACCGUUCGUCCCCAUUGGUGUCCUUCCUAAAUGUGAGGAGGAACGCAGAGGAAUAAAAAACUGCUAUUUAAUCCAUAUUGGGUUUGUUGUGUAUAUGAAACAUGACAUUUAUAAUGAUGUUCCUUAACACUGUGUUGUGUCCCAUCUUAUAGCCUCUUGCCAUGAUUCCCUAUUCUUAGAUUUUAUCUCCCCCCCUCCCCCCAUUUAAAAGAUCAGUUAUGAAUGAUGGCAUCUCCAAGUGGAUAUGAUCCCUCUCAUGCAUGUGUAUCCACAUCAUACCCCUUCUGUCUGUAUAUCAUACAAACACUCUGGCUGCAGAAAUGUACAAGUUAGCACAACCUGGUGACCAUUAAUGAUGGCUUCCUCUAGUUAUAAAGAAUGACACUGUGCAGCGCCCCUCUCCCCUUUUUCCUUAUUUAAAGGUAACAGCCAUAACUAACAAGUCUUAUCAACGGUCUGUGAAUUAUUUACUGUGUCUAAACUCUAAGUAGUAAGCGUUUCUUUCUCUUAGGCAUCAAGUUUGCAGAAAGUCUAUAUUUUUGUUGUAUUCUUGGAAUAAAGUUCUCCCCGCUGCA
This is a messenger RNA of Bufo gargarizans (Asiatic toad), 6953 nucleotides long. It is a transcript of the gene ARHGAP32, whose product is annotated as Rho GTPase activating protein 32. Bases 276 to 6128 code for a protein of 1950 amino acids. The transcript has 22 exons. Lineage: Eukaryota; Metazoa; Chordata; Amphibia; Anura; Bufonidae. Gene Ontology annotation, cellular component: nucleoplasm; actin cytoskeleton; Golgi apparatus. The record is from RefSeq and is a predicted model, not a curated record. Gene Ontology annotation, molecular function: GTPase activator activity; protein binding; phosphatidylinositol binding. Gene Ontology annotation, biological process: small GTPase-mediated signal transduction.